Cololabis saira (Pacific saury) is the source of this 2640-nucleotide messenger RNA. RefSeq names its product poly (ADP-ribose) polymerase family, member 16 (gene parp16). Gene Ontology annotation, molecular function: protein serine/threonine kinase activator activity; kinase binding; NAD+ poly-ADP-ribosyltransferase activity. The record is from RefSeq and is a predicted model, not a curated record. Gene Ontology annotation, cellular component: nuclear envelope; membrane; endoplasmic reticulum tubular network. The transcript has 7 exons. Lineage: Eukaryota; Metazoa; Chordata; Actinopteri; Beloniformes; Belonidae. Gene Ontology annotation, biological process: endoplasmic reticulum unfolded protein response. The coding region runs from base 75 to 1061 and encodes 328 amino acids.
UGCACCACUACUUAAGCUAACAAACGUUAGCUUUUCCUGAAUUGCUAUGAGUUGAGCAAAACUGGGGUGAGGGGAUGCAGCCGCCGCUGCCGCCCGACGCCGUGCGGGAGCUGGUGGGCUCCUGCCUGCACAGAGACCCGGUGGCCGCCGACCUCCGCUGCAGCCUGUUCGUGGCUGCAGCCCAGAGCUACAAGAGAGACUCUCUCCUGCGACCCUUCCCUCCUCGGUACAUCAGUGGGGACAACAAGGACUUUGAGGAGUUGUUGGCAGAUGUGAAGUCGCUGCCUGGUGUGAGAGAUUUGGUGAGGCUUCAGCCUGGAGAAGGAGAUCAUCAUCUGGCUCUCACUCACUGGAUUCUGUCCUCGAAGAGUUUUGCUGUGAAGACACUACAGAAGGACGAGUAUUCCAAACUUUGCAGCCUGACAGAAAAUGAAGGAAUUUCUGCUCCAGUGCCGGACUUCCUCUUUGAGCUGGAGUACUCCGAUCACCUGAACGCCAGGUUUCAGAGGACGAGAGAAGGACGAGACGUCUUCUACGCAUUCCACGGGAGCCGCUUGGAGAACUUCCACUCAAUCAUUCACAAUGGACUGCACUGUCACCUCAACAAGAACUCCGUAUUUGGAGAGGGGACCUACCUCACCAGUGACCUCAGCAUGGCGGUCCUCUACAGUCCUCACAGCAGCAGCUGGCGGGAAAGCAUCCUGGGUCCGCUGCUCAGCUGCGUGGCGCUGUGCGAGGUCAUCGACCACCCAGAUGUCAAGUGCCAGGUGAAGAAAAAAGAUUCAGAGAAAGUGGACCGGCAGCGUUCACGAGCGAGAAACAGCGAAGGCGGGGAUGUGCCGCAGAAAUACUUCAUAGUCACCAACAAUCAGCUUUUACGAGUCAAGUACCUGCUCGUUUACUCUCAGAGGAAGAACCUCUCCAGACAUUCCCGCAGCGGCUCGUGGCUCCUGCGGCACCAUUUCGCCAUCAUGAUGACUCUUUACCUGUUGCUGCUCGUGUUCAUCGGUGCCUUGAACUCCUCCACCUUCCUGUCGUUCUGGAGCCGACUGUUCAGGUGACGAGACGGCAGCCAAGACAUCGGCGACGACGGCCCACUGUGCCUUUCUGAUCAGAGACUGACCGGAGACCCGAGCAACAUAGUUUUGUGCACCUUUUAUACUGUUUUCUUUCUGCUGGAGUCUUUUAUUUCUACAAAUAAUUCCGAUGAUGUUAUUCUGACGUGACACGCCUUCUUCACGCGGGUCCAGUUCUGGAAGGGUUCUGCUGCAAUGAGACCACAGUGCAUUUUAAUAGUAAUAUGCAAUCUUUCAUGUGUACUUUCUGUGGUUUAGUAAACUUUUUGUUUUUGUGGGGGAUCUCGGCUGGUAUGUGGUUCUAGUCCUCAUUAAUGCUGACUUAUGCAACAACCACACUUCAUAGUGGAUAGAUGAUUCAAAUAAGCUUUUAUGUCCUCGCAGGAAAUAAAUGAGCACCUGCUUAAAGUUAAAAGCCUUUAAAAUUUGACAACGAAGAUUUUAUUUGAAAGCGUUUCAGUCGCUCGCGAAAGUCAACGCGUUCCACUGAAACUCACAUUUACUGCAGCUGGCGCAUAAAUGCUGUUUUUAUCAGUGAAAAGAAAAGUGGGACAGAUUUAUGGGGCUGAUAACGCCGGUGGGCGGCUUUGGUGACGGACCCAGUCCUCCUCAUAAAUAGCUUGUCAUGUUAUGGAUAUUUACAAAAGCUCAAACAAGUUGCAAAAGCAAGACCUUAAUAAAGCAAAAUUAUUAUUAUUAUUAUUAUUAUUAUUUUCUUGUUUUGGUCCUUUUUGGACUAAAUGGAACACUAAAGUGUAACAGCAGUUACUUCUAGUUUCCUGCUACAUUUACCGUGGGAGGAUGUUGGAGGAAGAUCUCGUCAAAUCGAACCCUUUGAUCAGAAAAUGUUCACUAAUGAUUGAUCGUACGACUACGAGUCAGCUCGGCCAACACUUCUAUGAUUUCUGACUCUCAGAAUCAGUUUUAUUGGCCAAGUAUGAACAUGCCAGACAGGGAAUUUGACUCCGGUUAUUACGCUCACUGUACCCAGAUUUAAAUAUUAGCAAACAGUAAAUAGACAAAUGACAGUAAAUAGACAAAUGAGGGAAUGAAAACGGUUUCUUUAGACUGAUGAAACCCUUGAUAACAAUUCGAAGUUACAGCACAUCACUGAUGCAAGUUGAAAGAUGAAAGCAAAUGCAGGCCUUUGUUUUGGAUUUAAACCGGUUCCUUGUUGCGUAAUCGUGUAGAUAAACGGCGUCUGUCCCUCAUGAGCAGCUUCUGAAGGCCACGGAACAACCGUCCCAUUGUUGGUCCACACUUCAGUCUGUUUCUGUACUUGGUUAUUGCUGCCUCAUAAACGCCUGUUACUCAAUAACCGUCCCCUGUGAGGGGCCGCGGUGAUGGGGGGGCCGUGGAGGUGUGUGUGGGGGGGCGGCGGUUUGAACAAAACUGGGUAAUACUUUGCACCCCAUGAUUCACUAGCGUGUAGAUCCACCUUUUAGCAGCAGCAAGUUGAAGUGGUUGUUUCCCAUAUUUAAGAUUAAAAUAUUUAUACUUUCUCCCAUAUUCUUUCACAGUAAUCGAUCUCCAUUUGAGGAUUAAUAAAGUAUUUUUGAAUGAA